Hyposmocoma kahamanoa is the source of this 2352-nucleotide messenger RNA. Its product is annotated as trehalase-like. NCBI's taxonomy places the organism in Eukaryota, Metazoa, Arthropoda, Insecta, Lepidoptera, Cosmopterigidae. The record is from RefSeq and is a predicted model, not a curated record. Gene Ontology annotation, biological process: trehalose catabolic process. Bases 376 to 2190 code for a protein of 604 amino acids. The transcript has a single exon. Gene Ontology annotation, molecular function: alpha,alpha-trehalase activity.
CAUGUGUUUUCUGCGAUAAUUUACCCCAGUUUUUCGUACGCUGAUAAGUAUUUGUGGACAAAAUCUUGAUUGUGACCUAGUUAUAACGUGCGUAUCUUGGACGCUUUAUACCGACAACUGUGUUACAUUAGCGACAUGAUAACGUUGGAAUGUAGCGGUAUUCUUACACUCACCGUCCGCCUGCCGUCGAUGUCUAGCUCAUAUUGACACAGUAAUGUGCAUUUGUUAUGGGUCGCGUGAAGGGUUUAAUAGCUGUCGCAGGCAUGCCAUGCGGUCACUCCGUCCGCGACAUUUGUCCUCGACCCACGGCGCUUGUACUCAAAUUACGUUCGCCGGCGCGUAUUUCCGCGCUCGAUGUAAGCGGCAAAACUCAUCAUGCUGAUACGCCGGCUACACCGCUUUAUGCCACUCUACCCAGUGCUUGGUCUCCUUGGAGCGUACACUCACGCUUUCGCCGUUCCAAUCUGCAACUCCUCCAUCUACUGCACCGGUGAACUUUUACGUAAAGUUCAACUUGCGGGUGUUUUUAACGAUUCGAAAACAUUUGUCGAUCUCAAACAAUUGUAUUCAGAAAAUGCAACAUUGGCCGACUUUGCAAAGUUACUUAAUAAAACAGGUCAACAACCGACAUUGGAGCAGUUGCGUGAGUUUGUGGACGGACAUUUUACAGAAGGAGAUGAACUUGAACCUUGGAUUCCGCCAGAUUUUAGUCGAUCCCCCGAAUCACCGUUGUUUCAGAGAAUCAUAGAUCCAAAUUUAAGACAAUUUGCUAAAAGCGUAGUUCAAAUUUGGGGAAAGCUAGGACGGAAAGUUAGCAAGGACGUGAGUAAAUAUCCAGAUCGUUACAGCUUCUUGUACGUGCCAAACGGGUUCAUUGUUCCUGGCGGGCGGUUCAAGGAAUUAUACUACUGGGAUACGUAUUGGAUUGUGCGAGGACUUCUCAUCAGUAACAUGCCAGAAACAGCUAGAGGCGUAAUUGAGAACUUGCUUCAUCUUGUUGAAACUUACGGAUAUAUUCCAAAUGGCAGUCGAUUGUACUAUUUAGGUCGAAGUCAACCUCCUUUACUAGCAGCCAUGGUGGCAAAUUAUUUUUAUUUUACACAAGACCUAAAAUGGUUGAGACGAAACAUAGGCACUGUCGAAAAGGAGUUACGAUACUGGUUGGAUACAAAAAAACAAACGGUUUUCGUUAAAGGACACACGUAUACAUUGUUGCGCUAUUACGCCGAUAGAAAUGGUAGAGGUCCUCGUCCGGAGUCGUAUCGUGAAGAUUACAACAACGCUGAAUAUUUACCACCCCGUGCACGUGAAGAUUUUUACCAUGAAAUGAAAAGCGCAGCGGAGAGUGGAUGGGACUUCUCAUCUAGAUGGUUCAUCACAGCCAGCAAUACUACAGGACAUUUGACCGACGUGCAUGCGACUAGAAUUUUUCCUGUUGAUUUGAACGCUAUUUUUGCUGGAGCUCUGCAACUUACCAGUGACAUGUACAGUCGACUUAAGGACGGGCAGAAGGCUUAUAAGUGGUCGAAUUACGCAUACAAUUGGCGUAAGGCAAUCGAGCAUGUAUUGUGGGAUGAAAUAGAGGGCUCCUGGUUCGACUACGAUAUUAAUGCAAAAUCUCUAAGGAGGCAUUUUUAUCCCAGCUGUGCGGCGCCGCUGUGGGCCGGCGCCGUUGAGACUAUUGACGCGGAGAAAUUCGCUGCACGUCUAGUUAAAUAUUUACUGUCAUCAGGUGCUUUGAAUUUCCCUGGUGGUGUACCAUCAUCAAUGUUCUACUCGAAGCAGCAAUGGGACUUUCCUAACGCGUGGUCUCCUUCACAGAGUAUUUUAAUCGGUGGUUUGGAAUUAAGCGGGAAUAAAGAGGCGAAGAUUUUAGCUAGAGAACAGGCGCAAUCUUGGGUGCGCUCGAACUACAUAGGAUAUUGUGAAACUCAAAAGAUGUUUGAGAAGUAUUGUGCGCUCAAACCGGGCAAGGAGGGUAGCGGAGGAGAGUAUACUGUUCAGGAUGGAUUUGGGUGGACUAAUGGAGUGGUUCUCGAGCUUUUGCAAAGGUAUGGUGAUAGUUUGAUUGUGGAGCCGUGCAGGCGGUCAUCCUCGCGCGUGCGGAAAUACCUUGAGGAUCCUUGUAUGCCGGCGCCAGCGCCGCGGCGGAUCGUUUUCAACACACCACCUUCAGUAACUAUAGUGUAAUUUUAAAAAGAACUUUCAAACGUCCUAGGAAAAAUUUACAAAGGUAUUGCAGGUAUUAAAGAUAUUCGAACAAAAUUGUUCUCGUUCUGUUCAUGUGUUGCUUAUACUGCGCAAGCGUGAUAAUUGUUAUUUAUUGUUCACCUAGUUGUAAGUCAAACGUGA